ACAGUCGCGUCAUACCUCGCGUGGCCAACGGCUCUCCCCAACGGAAAGCUCGCUCAAUGAAUCAUCGCCGCUGUCUUACGCCGGUUGAUUUAGUGCCGUGUUUUGGAGCCAUUCCGCCCAUGAAAGCGCAUCAAAAAACGCGCUAAUGCCACACACGCCACGGUCCUUUAUUUCAUUCGACUAAGGGUGGCGGAGCGUGCUUUCCCAGGCUCGCUUCCUGGGUUUUUGUUGGGGGGGGAGGUCGGGGAGGCACUGGUCCCGGGAGUGGAGAGAUGAUGGAGCUCGAGUCGGCCAGUAAUCGGGGCGAACUGGGAUCCAUGGGGGAUCCCCUGCAGCCACAGACGCCGAGCAGACACGAAAAAAGCCUGGGACUCCUCACCGCCAAGUUCGUAACUUUGCUGCAGGAAGCGAAGGACGGCGUGCUGGACCUGAAAGCCGCUGCAGACACACUGGCCGUGCGGCAAAAGCGGCGGAUCUACGACAUCACUAAUGUGCUGGAGGGAAUUGGCCUGAUAGAGAAAAAGUCCAAGAACAGUAUCCAGUGGAAAGGUGUGGGUCCAGGUUGCAAUACCAGAGAGAUAGCGAACAAGCUGAAUGAUCUGAAGGUAGAACUUGAUGAUCUGGCCAAGAAGGAACAUGAGCUGGACCAGCAGAGAAAUUGGGUGCAGCAGAGCAUCAAAAAUGUCACAGACGACUCUGACAAUAGUCCAAUGGCAUAUGUCAAACAUGAGGACCUCUGUGGCGCUUUCAAAGGUGACACCCUCCUGGCGAUACGCGCUCCAAUCGGCACUCAACUCGAGGUGCCAAUACCAGAAGCCGUUAUGAACGGACAAAGGAAGUACCAGAUCCGUCUGAAAAGUUCAUCCGGCCCCAUUGAGGUUUUACUGGUCAAUAAGGAUGCAUCCAGUUCCUCGCCAGUUGUUUUGCCUGUCCCGCCCCCAGAUGACGUCCUCCAGAGCCUCCCUGCACCGUCACUCUCCUCCCAGGCUCCUAAAGCAGCUCCAGUAUCGCUAAAGCCUAGUUCUGCUUCACCAUCCGCCAGCCAGUCAAGCUCAGUUGCAGAAGUGACCAGCACCACACCACUCACUCCAACCACAGACGCCCCUGCGGCCAUGACUCAGCAACUUCAAUCCUCUGCCUUAUUGGAUGGAUCUGUGUCUUCUUCUGCAUCGACAGUGUUUGAACCCGUUAAGUCGGGCCCGUCUGAACUGCUGGACUUUCCCAAAGAGCUCUCAGAGAUGUUUGAUCCAACAAAAGAGAUCAUGAGCGGAGAUUUGUUGGAGGACCUGAUGUCAUCGGAAGUGUUCUCGCCUCUCCUGCGUCUGUCCCCGCCGCCCAGCGACCAUGAAUACAUCUACAACCUGGAUGAGACCGAAGGCCUGUGUGACCUCUUCGACGUGCCCAUCCUUAACCUCUGACCCUCCAAAGAUGGCCACCGAAACUCUCUUAAGCUAAUGUUCCCUUACAACUACCUUCAUGAUGGUGAAGAAGUAGAGCAGCACUGUUGACAGACUCCUAUGAACAGGGAGCUCCAUAGCGCCACGUAAGGGGGAAACACAGCAUUUUUUAUUUGAUUUUCAGCAUUUCCAUGGAUCAACACAAAAAAGAACAAAUCUAUUUUUGAAUUACUGAUUAUAUGUCCCAUCCGUGUACGGACUUGCAAAUGAAUGUGUGUAGGCUUAACGUGUGUGCGUGUAUACGCAUACUAUUGUGUGUUUUGUACGAUUAAGUCCAGUGUCUUCAGGGGGAAGAAAACAAGAAACAUUUUCCUAUCAGGUCCAGAGUCAUGGUGGACUAACGGAGCGCAGCCUUUAUCACCCGCCAGCUGCUCACUCGUGGCUUGAAUCAGUCCAAACGCAGCUGGUUAAAUAUGCACUAUCUUUGUGUACAUAAAGAAUAUAUAUUUUGUCUUAGGAGCACACCAGUCAAUUGUCUAUUGCAUUUGUAACAGAAGAAGAUAUAGUUGGUUGAAAUAGCUUUUUUUCCCUUUUCUGUAAAGUCAACCUGUGUAUUUUAUUUCCCCAUACACUGUAUGCUAAUAGAAUAGCAUUUGUAUCUGCUAGAUUUUUUUAAAGGAUCCAUUCGGGGCUGUACAAGCUAUAGUAUAUGGAAUUGAGCGGCUCUAUUUGCUGGAUCAUCAAAGCAUCUUGUCUCGGUGCACUUUACAUCACACUGAACCACCACUUUUUCAGACCAUGGUCACCAGCCAUUGUGUUUGCGCCUAAUCCUUCAAUGCAACACCAAGUACUUUGGAGUUUAGGGAAGACGAUUCAGCACAACUUGAUGAGUAAAGUGUGUGAGUGAGCCAAAUGGAAAUUAAGUUACAACUUCUCAUGCCUUUUUUUAACAGGCAAUGUGUAUUUGCAUCAGAGGAAACUAAAUAAACACUGUUAUCUUUUUA
Messenger RNA from Entelurus aequoreus (snake pipefish), 2401 nucleotides. RefSeq names its product transcription factor E2F4-like. Gene Ontology annotation, molecular function: DNA-binding transcription factor activity, RNA polymerase II-specific; RNA polymerase II cis-regulatory region sequence-specific DNA binding; protein dimerization activity. The coding region runs from base 273 to 1418 and encodes 381 amino acids. NCBI's taxonomy places the organism in Eukaryota, Metazoa, Chordata, Actinopteri, Syngnathiformes, Syngnathidae. The record is from RefSeq and is a predicted model, not a curated record. The transcript is spliced from 11 exons. Gene Ontology annotation, cellular component: RNA polymerase II transcription regulator complex. Gene Ontology annotation, biological process: regulation of transcription by RNA polymerase II.